Molecule: messenger RNA, 2283 nt
Organism: Phodopus roborovskii (desert hamster)
Lineage: Eukaryota; Metazoa; Chordata; Mammalia; Rodentia; Cricetidae
Product: zinc finger protein 14
Exons: 5
Coding region: 502-1770 (422 amino acids)
Biological process (GO): regulation of transcription by RNA polymerase II
Cellular component (GO): nucleus
Molecular function (GO): DNA-binding transcription factor activity, RNA polymerase II-specific; RNA polymerase II transcription regulatory region sequence-specific DNA binding
Source: RefSeq, a predicted model, not a curated record
CCCUGUUUGUGCUUUUGGUGUCGCACUUAACUGCUGUGUUCUCUGCACUGUAGUGUAGACGUUCUGGACUUUGUAUUUCACAUUUGGGUCUAGUAUCAACUCUGAGUUAAUUUUGUGAAAUUUUCUGAGUCUUUGUCCAAAGUAUUUCUUAAGAAUGGUGUCCCAGAAACAGUUCUAGAAAAGACUGCUGAGUGGAUUUCCUUUGCUACUUUUAUCAAAGGUCUGCCAGGGAAGUUCAGGAAUGAUUAACUGAGUCAAGAAGACCCUAUUGUAUAGUAGGUAGUCCAAAGAAGAAGCAGUGUUGCUUUCCUGCCUGCCUUCUCUUGCUGGUGAGUGCAUCUGUCCCACUGCCACCGCUGCCGCCACCACCAUCCUUCACUGACAUUGGAACCCUGCUUCUUGGGGACUGAAGACCAGAAGCUUUCCAGAUGUGCUCUGGGCCUUUGGCACCAGAUUGAGGCUCCUGAGGCUUCUAGUCUUCUUGGAUGGAGCCUCUGCAUCAUGGAGACAGCCAUUGUUGGACUAUCCAGGCCAGAUCAGGAUCUGGUGAGCUUUGAGGAUCUGGCUGUGAACUUCACCCAGGAAGAGUGGGAUUUGCUGGAUUCUUCUCAGAAGAUUCUCUAUGGGGAUGUGAUGCUGGAAACCUUCAGGAACUUCACUGCUAUAGGGUACGAAUGGGAAGACCAGACAAUUGAAGAACAUUAUGAAGAACCUGAAAUAAAUCUAAGGCACAUCGUCUCUCACUCUGAGUGUACACAGUAUGAACGUGAGGAAUAUGAACAGAAGCCACAGGAUUCUAAUUUUCUUACAAGGGUUGAAGGAUACACAGAAACUCAGACUGUGACUGGACCUUCUGAGUGUGAGGUAUGUCUAAAAUCCUAUGGACUAUAUCACCUGACUUACAAUGGACAUCACAACUAUGAAUACAAGGAAGUUGGAGGAACCACAGCUGUACGAAAAUGUUAUGAAUGUAACCAGUGUGGUAAAACUUUGAGUUCUUUCAAUUCUCUUCAAAGACAUCAGAAAAUUCAUAUUGAAGAAAGACCAUAUAAGUGUCAGCAGUGUAGUAAGGCCUUUAGAUGUCUCAAUGCCCUUCAGUCACAUGAAAGAAUUCAUACUGGAGAAAAACCUUAUGAAUGUAAACAUUGUGGCACAGCUUUUAGCAGACUUACUCACCUUCGAUUACAUGAAAAAGUUCAUACUGGAGAAAAACACUAUGAAUGUAAGCAAUGUGAUAUAGUUUUCAAAUCUCAGAGUUCCUAUCAUAGACAUAAGAUAAUGCAUGGAGAAACAUUCUAUAAUUGUAAGCAGUGUGGUAAGUCUUUCAUUUACCCCUCUUUACUUCAAAUGCAUGAAAGAACUCAUACAGGUGAAAAGCCCUAUGAAUGUAAACUCUGUGGGAAAGCUUUUAGAUAUCAUUCUUCCAUACGAUUACAUGAAAGAACUCAUACGGGAGAAAAACCUUAUGAAUGUAAACAUUGUGGUAAAGCCUUUACACGUCAGAGUUAUCUUCAAUUUCAUGAAAGAAGCCACACUGGAGAGAAACCCUAUGAAUGUAAAGAAUGUGGUAAAGCCUUUAGGCAUCACUCUUACCUUCGAUUACAUGAAAGAAGACAUACAGGAGAGAAACCGUAUCAGUGUGUUCAGUGUGGUAGAUCCUUUAGUCGGCAGAGUUCCUUUAAGAGACAUCAGUCCGUUCAUGCUGUGGAAAACCCUUAUAAAUGUCAACAAUAUCUAAUUCCUUUAUCCCUGCUUCCUUCAAAUGCAUGAAAGAACUUACACCAGCACCAAACUUAUGCAUGCGAACUGUGUGAGAAAAUGCUUAUCUUAAUUCACAAAAAAACACAUGUAAGAACUCAAAAUAGUGAUGAGUCUUCAAACAAUGUAGUAUAACCUUCAGGGUUAUAGGGACUAUAGAACCCCACAACCUGGAAGCAGUUGCCAAAGAUAUCUCCUGCCCUUCAGCCUCCCAUAAAAGUUUGUGGAGAUCAUGUAUCUCAGGGAAAAGUAAAGCAAGGAGAAGGCCAGAAAAGAAUGACUGUGAGCUACAGUGAAAGGCUAGCACUUGGACUUUGGGAACCAUUUUGAAGUUAUAGAACUCUUCCAGCAAAUGUAAGAAAUCAUUCCCUAUAAUCACUAGAAGAUAGGUCUGCCUUCUUUCAUUUUUAAUGAAAACUCAUGUGUUCAGUUACUGAGACACACUCUUGAGUCCACUCCUAUUCUGUGGAAUGUAUUCUAUGCUGUUAUUCUCAAGUUCAAUAAAUCUGUAUACUCUCAGUAUAA